CAUAGACUCUCUCCGGUGAGCUCGCUAUGGAGAGAGGGGCUGUGCUUCUCGGCCGUCGUCUGGGCUUCUUUGCGGUGACAGUUCUCCUUUUAAAGGUUAUAUUCUUUGUAUUUUCUGCAAAAGCUCAGGUGUCCCUCUCACAAUCCAAUGCAGCAUCUGGUGAUAUGCAUAGAGAGGGUUAUUGUUCUAUGUAUGGUAUUUGUGCACAACGCAGUGAUGGGAAGGAUUUGAAUUGUGCUCAAGGCAGCCUUGCUACUAAGCCAGAUGGUUUGCUCUCUUCUAGGAUCCAGAGUUUAUGCCCUACAAUCACGAGCAAUGUCUGCUGCAAUGCAGCUCAGUUUGAGACAUUGCAUGAUCAAGUUCAGCAAGCAGUCCCUUUACUUGUAGGGUGUCCAGCAUGCUUGAGGAACUUUCUAAAUUUUUUCUGCGAACUCUCCUGCUCUCCAAAUCAGAGUUUAUUUAUAAACGUGACUUCGGCUACGCAGGUAAAUAAUACCAUGACUGUUAAUGGAAUUGAUUAUUUCAUCACAAAUACCUAUGGGGAAGAGUUUUAUGACUCUUGCAAAGAUGUAAAAUUUGGUAGCAUGAAUACUCGAGUAAUGGAUUUUAUUGGCGCAGGUGCUGAAAAUUAUGAAGAUUUUUUAUCCUUUCUUGGGAGGCAAGCAGCUCUAAAUUCACCAGGAUCACCAUACAAAAUUGACUUUAAAACCAAUGCUCCUUUAUCAUCUGGGAUGAAGCCCCUUAACUCAACUAUUUAUUCUUGCGGUGAUUCCUUAUUGGGCUGUUCAUGUGGUGAUUGUUCUUCUUCAUCUACAUGCUCUGAUUCUGCACCUCCAGCUUUACUUGAGAAAAGUUCAUGCAAAAUUUCAAUGGGUUCUGUAAGGGUGAAAUGUAUAGAUUUCUCUCUAGCCGUUCUGUACAUCACAACAAGUUCUGCAUUGUUGCUUUGGACAUUCUUGCUUAGGAAAGGCGAAAGAGGUCCUCUUUCCAAACCAAAGCCUUUGUUUAACGGCAAUGGUGAAAAUGAGCUUCUUUCUGGUUACAAGCAGCAAGACACUAACCCACCCAUGCAUAUGUCAAAAGGUCCUCUUUUGUGGAAAGAUUUUCAACCUUCCGUUAUUCAGGAUUUUUUUGCCAGAAUUUUCAGGAAAUAUGGAGAAUUUGUUUCCAGAAAGCCAACUCUUGUCCUGUCUUUAUCUUUAGUUGUUCCGAUUCUUCUUUGUAUGGGGCUUGUCCGUUUUAGAGUGGAGACAAAGCCUGAGAAGCUUUGGGUGAGCCAUGGUAGUAAGGCUGCAGAGGAUAAACACUUUUUCGACUUUCAUCUUGCACCUUUUUACAGAAUAGAACAGCUUUUAUUAGCUACUCUUCCUCUUUCUAAAAAUGCCAUGGCACCCAGCAUUGUAACUGAUCAAAACCUGAAAUUACUCUUUGAAUUGCAAAAGAAGGUUGAUACAUUGCAUGCAAAUUAUUCUGGAAGUAAGGUGUUUCUUGGUGAUAUUUGCAUGAAACCUCUAGAUGACAACUGCGCCACGCAAAGUGUCCUUCAGUAUUUCAAAAUGGAUCAAAAGAGAUAUGAUGAUUAUGGUGGUGUACAACAUGCUGUAUAUUGUUUUGAGCAUUAUUCUUCAGAAGAAACUUGCAGAAGUUCUUUCCAUGCACCGCUUGAUCCAGGCACAGUGUUAGGAGGAUUUUCCGGAAGCAACUAUUCUGAUGCAUCAGCUUUCAUUAUUACAUAUCCUGUCAACAAUGAGGUUGGUGAUGCAGGCAAUGAAAAUGGGAAGGCUGUGGCUUGGGAGAGGGCUUUCAUUCAGUUAGUCAAGGAAGAGCUGGUGCCUAUGGUACAAACACAAAAUCUCACGCUUUCUUUUUCAUCUGAAAGCUCUGUCCAAGAUGAGCUAGAAAGAGAAAGUUCUGCUGAUGUGGUAACCAUAUUGAUCAGUUAUCUUGUAAUGUUUGCUUACAUAUCAUUUGCGCUGGGGGAUUCUCCGCAGUGGCCUUCCUUUUUAGUUACAUCUAAGGUAUUGCUUGGUCUGUCAGGAGUUUUGGUUGUUAUGCUCUCAGUUCUGGGAUCAAUUGGAUUCUACAGUGCUAUUGGAGUGAAGUCUACCCUAAUAAUAAUGGAAGUCAUUCCAUUUCUUGUGUUAGCAGUUGGAGUGGAUAAUAUGUGUAUUCUUGUGCAUGCUGUCAAGCGCCAAGCAACUGAUAUGUCCUUAGAUAGGAAAAUAAGCAAUGCACUUGUGGAAGUUGGGCCCUCUAUAACCCUGGCCAGUUUGUCCGAAGUUAUUGCCUUUGCUGUUGGAAGUUUUAUUCCAAUGCCUGCUGUUCGUGUCUUCUCUAUGUUUGCUGCGUUGGCUAUUUUUCUGAACUUUAUUUUGCAAGUUACAGCUUUUGUUGCGCUUAUCAUAUUUGACAUUUUGAGGACUGAUGAUAAUAAAAUUGACUGUUUUCCAUGCGUUAAACUUCCAUCAUCCGUUGGAUCUGAAAGAG
This is a messenger RNA of Phalaenopsis equestris, 2487 nucleotides long. RefSeq names its product Niemann-Pick C1 protein-like. NCBI's taxonomy places the organism in Eukaryota, Viridiplantae, Streptophyta, Magnoliopsida, Asparagales, Orchidaceae. Gene Ontology annotation, molecular function: lipid carrier activity. The record is from RefSeq and is a predicted model, not a curated record. Gene Ontology annotation, cellular component: membrane.